Messenger RNA from Stereum hirsutum FP-91666 SS1, 387 nucleotides. RefSeq lists its product as uncharacterized. NCBI's taxonomy places the organism in Eukaryota, Fungi, Basidiomycota, Agaricomycetes, Russulales, Stereaceae. The transcript has 2 exons. The record is from RefSeq and is a predicted model, not a curated record. The coding region runs from base 1 to 387 and encodes 128 amino acids.
AUGAACCCGUCGUCUCUGAGUAAACGCGGCGAUCAGAAGCAAGAACUUCCAUACGAACUACCGGAUCCUCAAAAGCAAAUGGAUAAUGCUCGUCUUCUGUCGAAAUACGUCUUUCCUCGACAGUAUGGCCUUGCGAGUGUGUUUACACUAGACCCAUGGAUCGUCCAAAGUCAACAAGGGCCGACCUAUGCUGAUCGAACGGAGGAGAUCAAGGUAUGUUGCUAUAGAAAAUGGUCAUGCAAAACGCCAACACGGGUGAAGCCCGUCCUAGCCUUAUUGGAAAAGAUGAUCUGGAUGAACGGCAAGUGUAAUCCUAAAGCAUUGAGAGACCUCGCAUGCCCGUCUAAGGUUCCUUUGACCUCACGUCCCCGUUAUCAAGUCAACUGA